CCCCUGCAUGAUGGGGGCAACAAUCUCCUCUUGAUCAACACCAGGUGAUCAGUUGCAAGGGCCGGGCCGCUAUCCAUCUUCCCACCACCACCUCUCGAGUACGGGGUUCUAGGGGUGAUCUCCAUGACGGAUCAUGCAAGAGCAAACGGAAAGCUUUCUGCCGCGUAUAGUGGACCGAAGGCAGUAAUUGGUGGAGCUUAGAGUAAUGUGGAGACAAGCCCAAACAGCAUGCAGUGUUGUCCUUGGUGCUGCGGAACAAGCGCGUGGGCUGACCGUCUUUGUUGCCAAUUGGCAUAAUUCUUGUUGAUCUACUGAUUUGAGUUUGAAGAAUUUAUCAAGCCCGAUGGGCUGACAGGACACGUACGACCGCAGAGCCGUGCCUCGCUGCCCAUUCACUUCUAUGCGGGGGCCAAGAUGAUGCAGACGGUGCGCCGGGUUGGGAAGUAUGAGGUGGGCAGGACCCUGGGGGAAGGCACAUUUGCCAAGGUCAAGUUUGCCGUCAACACAGAGACGGGCGAGAGCGUGGCCAUGAAGAUCUUGGACAAGGAGAAAAUCUUGAAGCACAAGAUGGUGGAGCAGAUCAAGCGGGAAAUCUCCAUAAUGAAGCUGGUCCGGCAUCCAAAUGUAGUGCAUUUGCACGAGGUCCUGGCGAGUCGGACCAAGAUCUACAUUGUACUGGAGCUUGUGACGGGGGGGGAGCUCUUCGAUAAGAUUGUGCACCAAGGCAAGCUGCCCGAAGACGAGGCGCGGCGCUACUUCCAGCAGCUGGUGGACGCAGUUGACUUCUGCCACAGCAAAGGCGUGUUCCAUCGGGACUUGAAGCCCGAGAACCUUCUCCUGGACGCCAAGGGGAACUUGAAGAUCUCAGACUUUGGACUGAGUGCAUUGCCCAUGCAAGUCCAGGAUGACGGCCUCCUUCACACCACCUGCGGGACCCCCAACUACGUUGCUCCCGAGGUGCUGAAUGACAAGGGCUACGACGGGGCCCUGGCUGACAUCUGGUCGUGCGGGGUCAUUUUGUACGUGUUGAUGGCAGGCUACCUGCCCUUUGAUGAGCAGGACCUCAUGACGCUCUAUAAAAAGAUCCACCGCGCUGACUUCACCUGUCCGUCUUGGUUCUCACUGGGCGUCAAAGCCGUCCUGCGCAAGCUGCUCGACCCCAAUCCUAAGACGCGGAUUCGCGUGAGCGGGCUGCGCAACGACCCCUGGUUCACCAAGGGGUACCACCCAGUGCAGCCCCUCGAGGAGAACACCGACGACUCCGACGAUGUGGCCGCCGUGUUUGGCAAUAACGAGGACAGCCACGUGAGCGAGCAGAAGGAGCAAAAGGAGGUCAAGCCGCACCUGAUGAAUGCCUUCGAGCUCAUCACCCUCUCGCAGGGCCUCAACCUCUCCACCUUCUUCGAGAAGCGCCAGGACCACAUGGUGAAGCGGCAGACGCGCUUCACGUCCAAGCGGCCCGCCAAGGAGAUUGUCCAAAAGAUUGCUACCGCUGCCAGCGCAGCCGGCUUCACUGUCGCCACUCGCAACUACAAGAUUCGGAUGGAGGGCCGCUCCGCGUCGCACAAGGGCAUCUUGCAGGUGGCCGUCGAGGUGUUUGAGAUGGCGCCCGGCCUACACAUGGUCGAGGUCAGGAAGGCCGGCGGCGACACGCUCGAGUACCACAAGUUCUACAAGCUGCUGUGUCAAAAGUGCACCGACAUCAUUUGGAAGUCGGAGCUGAGUGCCAUGGACGGGAGUGCCUCCAAGGCCUCAGCCAUUGCAAGCACCAACGGGGCGGUUGCAACCGGGGAUGAGGGGCCUGCUACCGGACCUGCCACGUGACAGAGGCCCCCUACAUGGAGCUUGGUCAGCUCCAUGUCAUUGAAAAGGUAAGCAGGUAAUGAGUUGUUAUAAAGGGGUGUACGGUAGAUGCAGCGCUCUCUUCGUCGCUGUCGUGGGCCGCCAGCUUAGGGUGAUCAUCGUCAAUAAUUAUGGUUUGGGUUCGCUGGCAAAGAAUGGCACUGCGGCGCAACGAGGCAGUCAUUCGCUUGUACAUAUAUUCAGUAUGCUUUCGUUGAAGCUUUACGGCCUCUCUUGAUCGGGCCUGAACAAGAAAAGGUUGAAAGUUGCUUGUACAACUAGGCAAUAAUAAGACAUGCUUAUUCGAGGCUGUCACAGUUCACGUGGACGUGUCCGAAUGCGCAUUGGAACUCUGUAUACGUAGUCUGUGUAUACCGGUCUUGCAAUCAUCGCCGCCAUGCAGGGUACAUAUGCAACCGGACAUAUAUAGCUCUUGCCA
Molecule: messenger RNA, 2281 nt
Organism: Klebsormidium nitens
Lineage: Eukaryota; Viridiplantae; Streptophyta; Klebsormidiophyceae; Klebsormidiales; Klebsormidiaceae
Source: the annotation of a GenBank genome assembly